Molecule: messenger RNA, 3919 nt
Organism: Coturnix japonica (Japanese quail)
Lineage: Eukaryota; Metazoa; Chordata; Aves; Galliformes; Phasianidae
Gene: GRB14
Product: growth factor receptor bound protein 14
Biological process (GO): negative regulation of insulin receptor signaling pathway; insulin receptor signaling pathway
Cellular component (GO): plasma membrane; cytoplasm
Source: RefSeq, a predicted model, not a curated record
ACGUCCCCGCCGCCGAUGGCCGCCCCGCGGCCCGGUGCACCGCCCGACGCCGGGCGGGCGGCAGAACCUGCGGGUGCCGGCUCUCGCUGCGCGUUGCGCUCCCCGAGGCCGCUCCCCCGGGCUCCGAGAGGGGAGCAGCCGCCGCCUCCCCCCGACAGGAGAAAAAAGACAGACGGCAAGACUUUGGAAAUCCCUUCAAUUCCAAAUCCUUUUCCUGAGCUGUGCUGUUCUCCAUUUGCAUCAGUUUUGUCAGCAAGUCUGUUGCCCAAGGCAACUUCAAGAACUAAACAGGUAAUUAAAGUGUACAGUGAAGAUGACAGUAGCAAAGCUUUGGAAAUCCCAAGUGAUAUUACAGCCAGGGACGUAUGUCAGCUGUUGAUAUUGAAGAACCACUAUAUUGAUGACCACAACUGGACACUGUUUGAAGAACUUACUCAUACAGGUUUAGGAAGAGCUAUAGAAGACCAUGAGGUAGUGAUGGAAGUCCAGUCAAACUGGGGAAUGGAAGAGGAAAACAAAUUUUAUUUUAGGAAAAAUUAUGUCAAAUAUGAAUUUUUUAAAAAUCCGGUGAGCUUUUUUCCUGAUCAUAUGAUAUCUUUUUCAAGUGAGACCAAUGCAGCUGUUAAACACUCUGGGAUAUUACAGAUGUUCCUAAGCUCCAGCACAUAUCCUGAGAUUCAUGGUUAUUUACAUGCAAAAGAGCAGGGAAAAAAAUCAUGGAAAAAAUUAUACUUUGUUUUGAGAAGAUCUGGCCUUUACUUUUCCACUAAAGGUACAUCUAAGGAGCCAAGGCAUCUGCAGUUUUUCUGUGAAUUCAGCAAUAGUGAUAUAUACAUGUCUUUGACAGGCAAAAAGAUUUCUGGAGCACCAACAAGCUAUGGAUUCUGCUUUAAGCCUAACAAAUCAGGAGGAACCAGAGACCUGAAACAGCUCUGUGCAGAUGAUGAACAAAGUAGGACCUGUUGGAUGACAGCAAUAAGGUUGUUUAAGUAUGGGAUGCAGCUGUAUCAGAAUUACAUGCAACCAUAUCAAGGUAGAAGUGGCUGCAGCCCUUUGAGUAUAACACCUAUGAGGAGCAUUUCAGAAAAUUCUUUAGUUGCAAUGGAUUUCUCAGGACACAGAAGCAGAAUUAUAGAAAACCCAACAGAAGCCCUUUCCGUUGCAGUUGAAGAAGGAUUAGCCUGGAGGAGGAGAGGCUGUCUGCGACUCAACUCACAUGGUAGUCCGAUUGCCAUGUCCAACAUGGCUAUUCACAGAUCUCAGUCAUGGUUUCAUCAUAAAAUCUCUAGAGAUGAAGCUCAGAGACUUAUUUUACAGCAUGGGCUUGUAGAUGGGGUGUUCUUGGUACGUGAUAGUCAAAGUAACCCCAAAACAUUUGUGCUGUCAUUGAGUCAUGGAUUAAAGAUAAAGCAUUUUCAAAUUGUACCAUUGGAAGAUGAUGGGAAGCUGUUCUAUACCCUUGAUGAUGGUCAUACCAGGUUUACAGAUCUCAUCCAGCUAGUGGAAUUCUACCAACUUAAUAAAGGAGUACUACCUUGCAAGUUAAAACACUAUUGUGCACGAAUUCCUCUUUAACCAAAGCAUCUGUUGCUUCAUCAAAGAAAAAGGGAAGAUACCAGAAUACUUUUUCUCCUCAAGGCAAUUUGUGUAAUAAGAAGAGUAAAAAGUGUUACAUUAUAAAGAUUCUGAAUUUUAACUACCAAAAAAUACAAAGUACAUUCAAUAUAGAUAAGAACUUUGUGAUUGUCAAAGCAAAAUAACUCUGUGGUUUUAAAAUAGAUAUAUUAUUUACUAUGUAAUUCUUUAGUGUUGUCUUGGACUUUUUUUUCUUUUUUCCCAAUGUAAAAGUACCUUCUACAGAAAUACAACUGAAUAGAAGUUCUUUGCUCUUAGGCUUUUGGGUUUGUUCGUUUUUGUUCUUUUUUUUUUCUUUUUUUUUUCUUUUCUUUUCUUUCUUUCUUUCUUUCUUUUUUUCUUUUUUUUUUUGUCAUUUCAAAUGGUUCUUAUAGUUUCUAUUCAUUGCAUAGAAAAACAAAAUUUACUGUGGUAAGGAUAAGCUGAACUGCACAUUUUACUUGUAAAUAAAAUGAAUAAAUAUUUUGCAUUAUAUUUUUGAAUGCUACUUUGAGGAUCGUCAUUCAAAAAGCAAAAAAUCAUUAAAAGUACUUAUAACUGGUUGGCUGUAUUCAAUUGUGCGAUUAUGUAAAAUUUUUGUCCAACCCAAUGAUUAGAUUGGCACCUUUAUACAGAGAUGGAGCUUUGUUUCCUUGGUUGUGAUAUGUAUAAAUGUGUGUAAAGAGGUAUAGAAUCAAAGAAUCACAGAUUCUAUAUAUACCUAUAUACCUGUAUAUAAGUAUACCUACAGUCUCUAACACAGAUACCCCCUGCUAAGUGCUGUGGCUUGUUUUAGAGCUGAGAAGGGAAUCAACUUCAUUGGCCCUUAAAAUGAACAAAUAAAGGUGAAUACAGUGAUUUUUUUCUUUUUGCUGAAAAGCUGUCAAGACUGUAUUUGCAGUUGGCUCUUUGCUUACUUUAUUAUUUAUCACAAGAUUACACAUUUCAACAUAGCUACAAGUCAACCAAUCUUGCCAGGUGUUCCACUUAUAAAGAUCUGUUUAGGUAAAGUGAAAUUUUGAACCAUGGCAGUAGAAAUAUUUUUGGUAUCAGUAUUUUGAAAAAGAUACAGUACUUCUGGAUCCUUGUGCAAAGGCUUAAGUGGAACGAAGCUUGAAUUGAAAGAUGUUUUCCUGUCCUGAUACUUUGUUAUUCUAUAGGUUUGGUUUCAUUAUGAGGAUCCGAAGAUGAGGAUCCCUAGAGUAAAGCCUGUAGUGGAAGGUAGUGCUUAGAGAUGGCCAAUCAUGAUGAAUCCUGGCCCUGUGUCCGUUCCUGCUUUUGUUCUCUUAUCAUCAGGCACACCAAGUAUUCUGCUACAGGAGUUAGAGGGGAGUGGAAGUGAAGGAGGCCUGGCCAAGGGACAAAGCAGAUGGACCCAAGAUACAGUAGUGUCAGUGCACAUCAGCUGGCAGGGUUGUGUAAAUGGGUGCAUUAGAAUAUGGUAGCUACAGUUUAUGGUUUAGUUACUGUGUGCCUGUGGAAGGCGAUCAUAAUAACAUAAUGCUGUGAUACUUAAUUUACUGACUUGAUCCACACAUCACUGACCUUUUCCUCUGGCAUGCAAAUAGAGUUUUUAAAGCUCAUUAAAAAAGCAACUCUUCAUAAUGUGUACCAAAGAUGCAACAUAUGUGGUGUCUGAGCUCAUUACAUUAGAAAUGCCUUGUAAAACUCUUCACAGACUAAUAAAUUUAACUCUUAAACCUUGAAUAUAAUUUCAAAUUGUAAUUACAAAAAUGUAGUUUUAAUUAAAACCUUUUCAGACUUAUUUUAGCAAUGGGAUUUCUUCUGAGGCCUUGUAUUCUUUCAGAAAUUGGCAUAGAAUAAAGAAAAUUGUUGCAUUCCCAUUUUUCUGAUUGUCUGACAAAUGAAAUGAGUUGUUUUCUCUAGUCUACCUGGACAUGCGAAAGCUUUGCCAUCAGUUCCAUUUGUAUUUAUAUAUUUGCCAGUACAGCUGGUAGAGAAACUAACCACUCAGUAAGUAUGUAUCUUUUCACCUUUAGAAAGGUGACUGUGAGGACUAUUGAGAGAUAUCAACCAUCAAGAAUCCUUGCCUGCUUUCUUCUGUUUGCACGAGUGGAAAAAAAAAAACAAACAAGACAAGUCAACAAAUAAAUGCAGUGUUGCUUAAUGAGCAUGGGUUUUGGACAUUUGAAAGAGUUUUUAGCUGGCAAAUAUUCAAAGCACUCUUACCUGUAAAAUGUUGCCUCCUGCAUUCUGACAGGUCUUUUAAUUAAAAUCUAAACUGAAAUCUUGCUAAGAAUACUAAACCUUUUUAAAAAAAAAAUAAUAAAAAAAUAUCUGCAUA